Molecule: messenger RNA, 975 nt
Organism: Cadophora gregata
Lineage: Eukaryota; Fungi; Ascomycota; Leotiomycetes; Helotiales; Ploettnerulaceae
Exons: 4
Coding region: 1-975 (324 amino acids)
Biological process (GO): translational initiation; formation of translation preinitiation complex; formation of cytoplasmic translation initiation complex
Cellular component (GO): eukaryotic translation initiation factor 2 complex
Molecular function (GO): translation initiation factor activity; translation initiation factor binding; mRNA binding
Source: RefSeq, a predicted model, not a curated record
AUGGCGGAUGUUGAACCCGCAACCCACGACCGCAAACCUCGCAAAUCCGUAGCAUUCAGCGAAGGAACAACAAUCGUAGACGAGAACGGAGCAGUCACAAUGGCGGACGGACACGACGAUUCAAAGGACACGGCGCAGUCGCACUCACCAAGUGCUGAUGGUGGCGCGGACGAGCCUACAAAUGACGACGAUGUUGCAAAUAUGCUGAAGGGAAUGAAGAAGAAGAAGAGCAAGAAGCCCAAGGCCGAAGACGCGGAUGCUGAAGGUGGCGAGGCUGCUACCGAGGACGGCGGACUGGACCUCUCGUCGAUGAAGAAAAAGAAGAAGAGCAAGAAGCCCAAGGAAGGAGAUGACGAUUUUGCCGCCAAGAUCGCAGCGCUCACCGUCGAAGGCGAGGAGGAGGGCGAGGCUCCAGCAGCUGCCACGGAAAAGAAGGUCGUCGAUGAGGGCGAUAUGGAGAAGGGGACCGGAAUCUGGCAACACGACUCGGAAGUCAAAAUCCCAUACGAACAGUUGCUCUCCCGAUUCUUCACCCUCCUCGCCCAGAAGAACCCAGAUCACGCCUCAAGCGGCUCCAGAAGCUACAAGAUCCCACCUCCACAGUGCCUGCGCGAAGGCAACAAGAAGACCAUCUUCGCCAACAUCGCCGAGAUCUGCAAGCGUAUGAAGAGAACUGAUGAGCACGUUACAUCUUACCUGUUUGCUGAGUUGGGUACGAGCGGUUCCGUCGACGGUAGCAGACGUCUGGUCAUCAAGGGUCGUUUCCAACAGAAGCAGAUUGAGAACGUUCUGAGAAGAUAUAUCAUGGAAUAUGUUACCUGCAAAACCUGCAGAUCCCCAGAUACCGAGCUCAACAAGGGGGAGAACAGAUUGUACUUCAUUACCUGCAACUCCUGCGGUUCCCGACGCAGUGUUACCGCUAUCAAGACCGGUUUCUCUGCCCAGGUUGGCAAGAGACGCAGACAACAAGGCUAA